Molecule: messenger RNA, 444 nt
Organism: Miscanthus lutarioriparius
Lineage: Eukaryota; Viridiplantae; Streptophyta; Magnoliopsida; Poales; Poaceae
Source: the annotation of a GenBank genome assembly
AUGAAGUUUCAAGAACUGAAAUUUUUGCAUGUGAUGAAAACAACAGGCUGCAACAACUCCUCCCAGAAUGUGGAGCUCAUGCUGCAGGAGACCAGCACCCACCCUGAUGGCGGGAGCCUUGUGGUGCUUGCGACUGUGGAUGUGGAUGCCAUCCAAGUGACAAUGAGUGGCAAGGACCCUUCUUACAUCCUCCUUCUCCCCUGGGCUUUGCCAUCUUCCCAGCCACCAACCCUUCGCCAGCAGCAACCAGCACAAGCUCCAGCAAUGGCGAAAGCAGCCCAGGUGCUAGCUAGCGCGGUGCCCUCAGCUAAGCUGAAUCUCUCCAGCGUCACUGCAAUCAACAGCCAUGUCUGCAACGCCAUCCACCAGAUUACAACCGCACUCAAAGGCCAAGGCGCUGGGGUGAGCGGGUUUGAACUGGUGGCUGCUGCUGGCUCCGACUAG